CACAGCACUCUCCUUUUCCCUCUACCCUUACGCACACUUAAUAUGCAGUGAGGUUGACCACAACCUGACCGCGCCGUGUAUAUAUAAAGGAAGCAACGCAUACUCGUGGUAGCGCCGUUAUGGAUUAGCCGUUGCAGUUACGAGGCCGAGCGUAAAAAUAAGGCUAUUUGGUCUGUGACUAUUCGGACACGAACAGUAUUAAAUAUGCCAAUAGUCGUAGAUCCACGCGUCCGAAGAAACUAAGUUCAGUUUUUUUUUUGACUCGUAACAUCAAUAUUUACAAUGUUUAGGAUUUGUAAAAUUUUGUGUGUUGCAUACGUUUUAUCAGAGCGGUACGUCGAUGGUAAAAUUCUUCAAGGGCAACUGGUAACCCAGAAUAAUUGGGCCUUCCUCGCAAGAUUCUGUUUUCUCUCGGAAAAAGGAAAAUUCCGAUUCGAUUUUAGGAUUGCUGGUGAUAUCCACGAAGAGAGUAGAGUGAAUUUGUUGCUUUAUUUUGACGCGGCGAAUCAAUGGCCGAGCAUUUAUCCGUCGAAUCGAUCGUGCGAGGAAAAAACGUCGAUACUCAGUCCGGAAUACGGUCAAAUCGUGCCACUUUUUAUGAGCGAUGUAACGCAACAAUUUUCCGGAUGUGUACCGAAAAGUGAGCUCGAAAAUGGUACAAAAGCUCGUUGCACGAGUUAUCGCGAAUUCAAAUCUUCCCGGCCUCGAUGGUGGUUCAUUGCAUUGGCCGAUUGUUCUUCGCGGCUCGGCUUGAACGUCACUUAUUGGAUAUCUCUGACCAAUGCUUCGCCCGAAAGCUUUUGGAGGCAUCAUUUCUCUGCCGAUGAAUUUUAUAUUUUGCCGGAAUUAAUAGCGGUAGAGUGUGUCUACGUGAUCCUAUUGGCUUGCAGUAUUUACACAGCGAUUCAAUUAAAAUUACGAAGGCUGCUCCACUCGUCUUACAAGAUUUUCAUGCUCUCGUUGAUUUGUCAGCUAAUAGGAGUGUCCUGUGAGAUUUACAGUAUGGUGUGUCUAGGACUGACCGGAAUAGAAGCGAAGAGAUCUUCCGUCAUAGGUGGUAUUCUGGAAUCGUACUCGGAGACGUUGUAUACCGUCCUAAUGUUACUUUUGGCUCUCGGUUACACGGUGACGAAAAGCGAAUUAACACGACGACAAAUCUUCUGGCUUUUCAUCUUUAUCACAACGAGUGUAAUUUUUCAAUUGUCGAUGUUCGUAUACGAAUCUCAGGUGUUCGAUCCGGGCCUAGUGCUUUACAUUUACGAAUCGCCGCCGGGCUAUGCUCUUCUCAUGUUGAAACUGUCAGCCUGGCUCGUAUUCGUUUCGUGUUGUUAUCGAACCAGUCGAAAAACCACGACAAAAUAUCGAUUCUACGCUUCUUUAUUGUCUCUCGGAUCUGCUUGGUUUCUUUUUCAUCCAAUUAUGGUUCUAGCGAUUACUCUGCUUGUCGAUCAAUGGGUUCGCGAGAGUGUUGUUAAAGGUUGCUCUUUGUGGGUUGUUAUGCUGGGCCACGCGCUCUUUCUCUAUGUUACCAGACCAUCGAUGAACAACGAACGUUUUCCUUUUCAUAUAAGAACUUGUCAGGUUGUACCGGCUAUGGGAACGGGACAAAAUCACAGCUACGAACCAAGGCCUCGUACGCGAACGCGCACCGCCGUUUCUGUCUUUACUUUAACCCCCUUUGCCGUCUCAAAUACGGCUGGAGCAAGAUGAUUGUUUCCUUCAAUUAUCGAUUAGACGAGUUUCAAUACUUCUACAUUACAUUUUGGUCAUGGCUUAUGUUUUCAUAUGAUGAGCAGCUUUUGAAAUUUUUCAAAUGUUGACUUCUCAAAAGGGACAAGUCGAACAGAGUUCAAAUUCCGCACAAUCUCAAUUGCUAUUGAAAAAAAAAAAGAACAAUUUAUAAUUAGAAUUGACAAAUAACGAAACAAUAUUGUCUCUCAAAUGAAAUUAAUCGGCUUGUAUAUAAUAUAUACAUUAUGUAUUUAAAAUA
This is a messenger RNA of Venturia canescens, 1990 nucleotides long. Its product is annotated as transmembrane protein 145-like. Gene Ontology annotation, biological process: response to pheromone; G protein-coupled receptor signaling pathway. The transcript is spliced from 4 exons. The record is from RefSeq and is a predicted model, not a curated record. The coding region runs from base 283 to 1710 and encodes 475 amino acids. NCBI's taxonomy places the organism in Eukaryota, Metazoa, Arthropoda, Insecta, Hymenoptera, Ichneumonidae.